Pelobates cultripes (western spadefoot toad) is the source of this 23401-nucleotide messenger RNA. NCBI's taxonomy places the organism in Eukaryota, Metazoa, Chordata, Amphibia, Anura, Pelobatidae. The record is from the annotation of a GenBank genome assembly.
GGCUGACAGAGGACUGACUGAUAUAACAGGGCUCCUCAUUACUCCCAAUGUGUUACCUCACAAGUUUUCACAAACCCCCUUAGGGCUCAGGUUAUGCCUUCCUCCCUCUCAAGCGAACUCCUCCUCCGGGUGCCUGCUCUCCGCACCCACUACUCCUCCCACCUCCCUCCUCUCCCUGCUCCAGGCUCUCUCUGUCCACACUCUCCAUGGAUUUUGACUGGCAAGUGUGGCCCCUGGUGGGUGGCUUCGGGCGUUACACUCGGCUGGUAGCCGCUGCCACCUGGUUGCCCAGCUUGGCCCUGGCCCUGGGGUUCUUCUCUGAGGGUUUGUACACCACCCGGCCAGUGUAUCAGUGCCCAGGGGCCACUGGGGUCACCAGGGAGCUCUGCAACAGCACUGCGGCCCCUCCAGGAAACCAUUCAGACAGCUGCCCCACUGGUUGGAGGUAUGACACCCAGGGCUGGCUGGAGAACAACAUUAUCACUCAGGUAAGUGGGUAUCUAGACUAGUGUAAUACCACCAGUGCCAGCCUGGGGCAAUAGCUGGGCAUCUAAACUGGCAUAGUACCUUCACCUGGGGCAAUAGCUGGGCAUCUAAACCAGCCUGGGGCAAUAGCUGGGCAUCUAAACUGGCAUAGUACCUUCACCUGGGGCAAUAGCUGGGCAUCUAAACUGGCAUAGUACCUUCACCUGGGGCAAUAGCUGGGCAUCUAAACUGGCAUAGUACCUUCACCUGGGGCAAUAGCCACCUGGGGCAAUAGCUGGGCAUCUAAACUGGCAUAGUACCUUCACCUGGGGCAAUAGCUGGGCAUCUAAACUGGCAUUGUACCUUCACCAGGGGCAAUAGCUGGGCAUCUAGACUGGCUUAAUAACCCCAGUAUCUAACUGGGGGCAAUAGACUAUCAGCACUGGCACACUUUUAUUCAGCAGUAUCAGGUUAUCAGGACUCUCAUUGACCAGGGGGUAUGUCAGGCCAACGUGUCACAGGCUGGUAUGCUGGACUGGCUCACUGCUGGGAGGGAUUUCAUGGGGCAACAAGGGUAUUCAGCCAGGGGUAGUUACAGGAGGUGUUAGGGUUUGUGUCACCCAACCCCCGGAUCUUUAAACACGGAUUCCUGGUUGGCAAAUUACAAAAUACAUUGAAUAAUCCAUAAUCUGUGCUGACCAAAUUGUUUAUUUUUGUCAAUAUAGUCAAUACAGAGUUAGAUCCACUAAACUCCAAACUGGAGACAGCAGCUGCUUUUACCGUAAUUCCCCAGCUCUUAUUUUCAUCAUACAUUUGUGUUCCUAGAAUAGUUUUAAGUUCUAUUUUAGAUUUCAUUGUAUGGAAUAUAUUUUUAUGGAGGGGUAGGUACAUUUAUUUUACACUAUUAUUAUUAUUAUUAUUAUUAUUAUUAUUAUUAUUCUAUUCUAACCGUAUUCACCACGGCACAUUUUGUUCUGGAUCACAUUGCAUCGUAGGGGUAGUUCUGUUUAACACUUUCACUACUUCAGGGCAGAAAAAUAAACUACUUUUAACAAAAGUGAGGGUUCCCUUUAGUACAUACCUGUUUUAACAGACAUGCAGACUCAUGCAAGCGUUGGGAUAACCUAUUAUACAUAUCUGGGCAGGUGGCUGUAAUAUAAAUCCUUACUAAAUAGCUUUGUUGGUAUAUUCCUUCUAUCUAAAAUAAAAAAAAAACCAAAAAAACCCUCAGAACGCCAUAACCUGUAGUGCUUAUUGUUAGCAGUUAUGGGUGCAGUCCGUUGUCUUUCUUCUAGUUUCUCAUUAGAUCCCACCCCCUGCGCUUGAAACAUUAUAAAAGUACAUUUCUCCUUCUUACAUGUGUACAAAAUAUUUGUUUCGGAAAAUAGUCUUUGUACCAUAACCACUACGCCUUUACUGUUAGUGCCCACCAGAUAUGGUAAUGUUACGCUAGAUACUGGAUGCAAUAUAUACGUCAAACCUACCAUAGACAGUCAUUAAUCCUUAAAAGGUGUAGGAAUUAGUCGAGAAACGCUAAUUUAAGUGUAAUAAAACGUGCCUUUAAAAAAAUGUUUUUAAAAUGUAAAGUCCCAACAAGCAAUUAUAUAGAGAGACUCCAUGCACUGUUAUGUUUUAUUGUUUUUGUAUAGGUUAUGACGCAAGGAGCUUGCUCUACCCCCCUUGUGUUCGAGGCUCUGCCAACUUUGGAGUUAUUUGCAUAUUUGCAAAGCACCCAAAAUAUGACAUAUCCACACUUGGUUAUAAUUCUAAUUAUAUGAAGUUCCCCUCAUGGGUGCUGCCAUUUUCUUUCUUCAACUUCUGGCAUUCCAUGUGCCAUGAGCCCCAUCUCUGCUGUGCUCUAGGUAUGUGCGGGAGUAUACUAUGGGGGUCUGUAUUGGGACCCCUAAGACAAACUCUGACUUUAUUACGUUUUGUCAUCUUCAGGUUUAACAGUAAGAAAAAUGAGUCGCUGCUUUCUUAAAUCUUUUGAUUGCGCUGCACAGACAGUAUGAGUAUUACGAAACACUCAUGUUUACUCUCUUUCUGCAUGAAUUAAGUUAUUCUGCGAACUCCAUCCCCCAAAAAUUAAAGGUAUUUCUCUUGCUUUUAUGAGGUUUUUAAGCUCUGGCCCAGGGGACCACGAAUGACAGAGGGUAUUCUGCGAACUCCAUCCCCCAAAAAUUAAAGGUAUUUCUCUUGCUUUUAUGAGGUUUUUAAGCUCUGGCCCAGGGGACCACGAAUGACAGAGGGUGCAGAGGCAGUGGAGCCAGCAAAAUAAAGCAGAAAAAUUAAAGGGUUACUCCAACCACCAUGACCACGUCAGUGAUUUGAAGUGGUCACGGUGGUAGGAGUUUGGGUGUGCAAUGUUUCUGCUUGAAAUGUGCACAUCUAGCUAUAUAUUACCUCUUGUGCUGAAGGCUAGUUACACCGCCGCACAUGUGACUUUGGCAGCCCGAAACUGUGUUCCGUACUUCCAAAUGUCAAUUCUGUGCAUAUUAAUGUCUGUUGUCAGUGCGCACAGUGUGCUGGUGACAGACGUAAGGAAAUUCACAUGCGCUCCAAGACCGCAAAACUGUCCAAUCACAGGCUCUUCUAUGAGAAGCCUGUGGCUGCACUGGACGAAGACUGCCAUUGCAUCAGAUGGUGGAGGGGGAUAGUGCCGGGAGUUUCGUCCAGCGCUGGAUUACAGGUAAAUAAAACGCCCACCCCACCCAAAAUUUAAGUGGGAGGACCAAGUAUGUAAGUUAUGUCAAGUAGAGCAUUAUGAGGUAAAAAAAAAAAGAAACCCCAUGAUUAAAAUGGGUUAAUGUAACCCUUUAAAUACAUUUUAACCAAAUAUUUUCCCAGAUGAGCCGCUACAUCAGAAACCACAGAAAUCAGACACUCACAACUUAUUCAUUUAGUUUAACUAAGAACCUUUUUUUUUUUUUUUUUUUAAAAAGCAGUUUUGUGGCUGGGGGAGUUACGUUUGGUGGCGGUGAUGUUUGCCACGUACAAUACGUUAAAUAAGAUCUGUUUGUCUUUCAUUCCUUACGGAUGUUGCAAGAAUGGUUCCCGGAGACUUGCACCCAGGCGUGAAAAUGUUCCUGCAAAAUGAGUUCCUCUGGUUAGGUCCCUUGCAGAUUAACCCUUUCAUUGCUGUGUAAAUCUCUCUCUCUUUGAAUGUGUUGGGGAUUUCCAUACUUUGUCAGUCCAUUGAGGUAAUAAUUCUUGUGCACCCAAUGCAUUUUGCAGUAUAGUAUCCAUUUACGUUUUUAGUGCUUGGACGAAUAUUACGUUUGUGUAAGUUGCAAAAAAAAACAAAAAACCUAAAUGCCCUGGAAUCAAUCUAAAGAAAAGGAAAGUAUUUGAGGCUGGCACAGCAUCAUGGUAGUUGUAGUUCCUCCUCAGUAUUUGUAUGGGCUUCGUGGUUGCUACUGACCAGUAGAAUAAUUGCUAUUUGUCUGUUAAAGGGCUACAACCAGGCUGGAAGUUUUCCUGAUUUGUUUUAAUGCAUUAACCCCUUAAGGACACAUGACGGGAAUAUUCUUUUGCGUGCUGCUAAGUUCAGACCAGGAAGUGUAUCAGCCAAUCAGGAAUAGCGUAACAGUAAUCCUUAAGCUGAUUCCGGAGUAGGGCUGUCAGCUCUGACUUCUAGAUAUUAAUCCGCAGCAGGCAGUGAGGAAAGGUGGAGAUGUACAUUGUAUUUGGAGGAGGAUGUAGACCAGGGCUGCCCAAAAGGUAGAUCCGCAGAUGUUGUAAAACUACAACUCCCAUGGUGCAUUGCAUGCCUUUAGAAAUGCAAAGCAUCAUGGAAGUUGUAGUUUUAAUGCAUCUGGUAAUCUGCCUUUUGGGCAGCCCAGAUGUAUACCCACUUCCUCUGAUGUCCAGUACUGGAGGGUCAGGCUAAUAGUCGCAGUGAUUUGAGAAUUGUAAUAAGAAACUGAGCACAGAGAUGGGAAGGGAAGACUUCCUUGAAUAGUUUGUUGCAAUGCUUGGAAUUUUCCGUUAACCUCAGCCAGUGGUUCUAUGUACCAAAUAUUGAAUUGGUGCAAGGGAGUGCUUCACUUGCUUUUCGAGCACUGCUUGCUCUCCUAGUACAAAGGCCGCUGCUAACUGGAUCGCUACGAUCAUCAGUUACCAGCUCUGCAGCUUUUAUUCCAGAGUGUUUUAUGGAGUGUGCGCUUAGUAUAGAUUAUAUCACAACAUGAUACAUUACAGAUUCGGUUUCCUGUGUUUUUAGGAGUUAUUCCUGUUUUCGUUAUUCCAUUAUUAGAGCACUGUGACCUUUUUUAGCAAAAACUCUAUAGGGCAAAGGUUAUCAAUUCAACAGUAAUGGGCAACCUCUUAUUUUUAGAUUUUAUCAUCAGAAUUCCGAAACCCUAAACUACAGGUCAUUUUCCAGAAAUGUCCAAAGUGGCUCUUCUUUAGGGAACAAGGUUACGUUAGCAAAUCUCUAUUCUAUGUUCUUCCCAAAACAGUGUGCGUUUUAUCACUUUUAUUCAGCUCAUUUGUUCACUUAAUAAGGGACAACUUUAUUUGAAAUCAUGUAUUUUUGGAUCAGCAUUGUGCAGGACCUACUGAUUUACUUAAAGUUUCUUAGUUAAUAGGGUUUAUAGGCGCGUGUGUUUGUACUACCUAGAGAAAUAUUUUGAUUGCUAGUAAUUCUCUGUUAAUUGGGAUUACAGUAUUUUAUAGUGACAAGCUUUAACACUCUGUAACAAGCAAUACAAACUGCUAUUACUAUAUCCGGUAACAUGAUUAUUGGGCACACACUUCACUGGACCUACUUCUGGUACGGCUCCAGAAUAUUACACGUGUUAAAUGCUUUCCUCGUUAAAGGAAACCCUUUAUGGAUCCUUAACCCUUCCACAGUCCAUGCUGAUAGCAGUCCCAAUGCUUGUCCUAUAAUCCCCAGGCAAUAUAAAGAGACAGUUUUACAUAUAGGGUACUUCUAGGAAUUGUGGAAUAUUAAUCAGGAAUAUUCAAAUACCUGGAAGAAAAUACCUGGAAUGGAGAAUUUUUGUUUUGGUGUAAGUAUACAGACGAUGCAUUAACGGUGAACUGUAUUAUGGGAAAAUAAUGCCAUCAAGGGGUUCUGGGAAGUCAGAAACAAGACUGGGGUUUAUCAAUGCUCCCGAAGCCAAAGAUACUUCUUUUUCUUUUUCUCCACUAAUAUAUGCUACAGUGUUAUUUAUGUUUUAGAUCACUCUUUUUUUUUUUCUUCUUUUUAUUAGGAUUGUUGUUUUCCAGGAAUGUAACUCCCAUUAACACAUGUCCAAUCAAUACUCACAGUGACGUCCCCCACUGUGUAAUACAGGAUAGUAAAACAUGAUCUCCCCAUUGGAAUACCGCUGGGAGUGGGGUAUAGUGAGCAUAUAAACUCAUUGAGUUUGUCCACCUACUGUACAGCGCUACGGAACUUGUUGGCGCUUUAUAAAUAAUAAUAAUAGAAUGCACGUCUCAUACGUUGUUUGGUGUUUCAGCUAUGAUAUGUCAUGUGCUUUCAGACUGUAUUGUAAGAGGUGGUGAAGCCGUAAACUCUCCUGGAUUAGUUUAGAUUAGCCCUUUGAUCUAGGUAUCCUGUUUAUCAUUAAAGUGAUAGUUCCGGUUACCUACAGCAUGUCCGCUUGAAAAGCACCUUAGGGCUUAACUGCAUGUCCCCUGCAUAGUUUAUAAGAAUGAGGAUUCAAAGAUAAAUCAACACUUUUUGUUUAAUUCCCUUAGCAUCUCCAGUAGGUCAAUAUGGAACGGAGUUUUUCUCUGUGAGAAGCAUUAUUGGCAGAUUGUGGUUAUUGGUGAACAUGCGCGGUGUGUCCAAUGAUUCUCUAUGAUUGGAUUAGAUACAAGUCAUCAGUAACAAUGACUUUAUAGCAGGUGGAUUGGUGCUAUCGAGGGGAGACUCUCCCAUUGUUGGAAUAAAGGUGAGUUCAGUGCUGAAAUGGAGUUGGGUAAUCUAAACACAAAUAAGAACCCUCCAGUAAGAAAAUAAAAUAUAUAGCUGCAAAGGAACAGGCACUCCGCACCAGAUCAAUAGAAGUGGGGGUCUACAACACCAAACAGGACCCAAGGUACAGACUGUACAAAGAGGCCUCUGAGACAAUCUAGCACAUAGUAGCUGGUAGCAAGAUGUUAGCAGGGACAGCAUACACUGAGAGGCACAGCAGAGUUGCUGGGAUUGUGUACAGAGACACUGAGAAUACUAGAAAGGGUAGUUGAAUGACAGAUCCUGUGGGACAUCCAGAUCCAGAUAGACAAGCAACUAAUGGCUAACUAACCCAACAUUGUGGUGGUAGACAAGGAACGGAAGACUGCAGUGGUGGUGGAUGUGACAAUACCCAGUGACUAUAACAUCAGGAAGAAGGAACAUGAGCAGGUGGACAAAUACCAAAGACUGAAAGAGGAGCUAAAAAGGAUGUGGAAAGUGAAGGCAUUGGUAGUCCCAGUUGUGAUAGGAGCCCUCGGUACUGUGACUCCCAAGUCGGCGUCAACAGAUUCCAGGUGGGACAUCUGAGAUCGCUGUCCAGAAGAGUGCAGCUCUAGGAACAGUUAAGAUACUGCGCAGAGCCCUCAAACUCCCAGGCCUCUGGCAGAGGACCUAGAGCAGGCUUCCCCAAACUCUGGCCCUCCAGAUGUUACUGUACUACUCCCAUGAUUCUAUGAAUGAAAUGGGUAGGCUAAGAAGCAUGGAAGUUGUAGUUUAGCAACAUCUGGAGAGCCGGAGUUUGGGAAAGCCUGACCUAGAAUGAGGAAUACACUGUAAUACCACUCGGAGGGGUGAGAGACAGUUUUAUAUUUGUUAUAUAAAAAAAAUAUAUAUAUAUAUAUAUAUAUAUAUAUAUAUAUAUAUAUAUAUAUAUUUAUUUUAAUUGCUCUCAUCGUCCAAUGUUAGUUUCUUUUGUUCUGUGGUCCAGCUAUCCGACAUUAAACGCUAUGCACUGCGAUCAGUAACCAGAGAUUCAAACCAUGUUCAGAGAUGAGAACCAGCCAGCUUCACUGGGCUUCUCUAGCUGUGAGAAGGUGUGCUGCAGAUGUUUUUGUGUGCUUUAAUUUUGUCCUACUUUUAUGACGGAGAAAAAGGAAAUCUGUUUGGGUUUUAAUAGUCACUCCACCCAUAGCAGAUUUAAUAACACAAUGGCCUCGGGGAGGGAUAUUUUAGGUUGGUGUAAACACCUCAUGUUAUUACUGUCAGAGAUCAGGGUAUGUAUAAUUCUAUCUAUCAUUUUAAUCAACAAAGCCUUUCUAUUCCGGUGUUAAAGCAGAAAGGCCUGAGCAGCUGUGAUAACUAGAAUCUGUGGACUAGGAUGGUAUCAAAACUGCUGCAGAAAUGGAACAGCUGGCAAAAGCAUCCUGGGAGUAGUAGUUCUACAGCAGCCGGGGUUCUAGUUUUUAGAGGCCCUGAUAUUGUGCUAGAAGGCACAGCUCUGAAACCCCCCACUAUUUAUUUAAAGGGACAUUAGCCCACACAGUCUGUUACUGGCCAUCUGACGAGGAUGUGAAAUCUAUCAUUAUUUUGAUAGCUUUCGACAGACUAGGCUUUGGGUGCAAGGAGAGCCCACGUUUUAAAUUGAAAAUGGAGACGGCGACCACACUAGAACUGCUGCAGAUUUGGAGUGGUUAUGGUACUUGGUGUCCCUUUAGUCAAGUGUAUCUGGGGCCGGGUAGUAUGUCAUGGCUAUAUCAUAUAAAUUAUAAUACUAAUGAGGUAGAAAGAAAAGGUUUAUUGGUAAACUGGCAUCAUGGUAUGAAAGUGCCCCGGCUGUAAGUUGAAAAAAUGGUUAUUCAAGGAGUCUGAGAAUGUUCUGUUGAUGUUGUAAUGGAAUGUGGCUCACACUACGUACAGAUCCUCUGCCUUUCUAUCCAUUCCUAAAUCACGUUGUGUUCUUUUGGCAGUGGGACUUGGUUUGUGCCAAUCAGUGGAGAGUACCGCUGGAACACAUCUGUAACCUGACGGGCAUGCUGUUUGGGUACAUCUUAUUUGGACUGAUAUGUGACAGGUAACAACGGAUUCUGAAUUUUCUUAACCCAUAUUGAAAAGUCACGAAGGAACACUGUGAGGUGCUCCAUGCUAAUAAUGUCCUGCAAUUUCCAUGUAAUAGUGAAUAAUGUAAGGCGGUCAUGUUCCAAUUCCUAGCUAGAAUUUUGAGAUAAUUGUUUGUUCUAAACAUUCUUACUGGGAUAUGGUAUUGAUAAGCAGAACCAAAAGUUUGAUUGAAAUAGUAAAAGUAGCUUCCGCUACUAGCCAAGAUACACUUCAUACUGCUACAACAAGUAUCUGUGCUAUGCAAAUUGCUCCAGCUUGCAAAAAAAAUCACUGUAGUGGUAUACUCAGACAAUGACCGUUAGAAAGCAGGAAGUUUAAUAAGCAUUUUAAGCACCGACUGCCAAAAGUAUCCUGACCCUGUUCCCAUUAAUGCAGCAAACUGUUCUGCAACAGUUUGCCCUCUUACCUGGGUCCAGGGGCCAGUGACGACUUCUGGCUCCUGCAUGGCUGUCGGCCAUUUAUUGGCCAUUCAAUUCUAGUUCCGGGCCAUCUAAUGACAGCACCAUGACACUGCUGGAGGUGGAGUUUCGGCAGCGUAAUGUUAAACUGCUUAGAGUAACCUAAAAUUCAUGCAGUGAUAAGUUGCAUAGUGUACUUCCAUUUAUAGUCUCUCUGCAUAAAUGGGCUCCAUACCACAGGCAGUGAUCUCUCCCUUAAUAUAAAAUUAUUACAAGAUACGGUUGUUCUGUAAAUGGGAUCUUUCAGCCUGGAUCCUGAAGAUAUAUUAAAUUAUCUAUUUUACCUUCUAAAUGUUUCAUAAUAUCUUAUUGUAUAUUGCUGUUCCGAUGCAGCAGCGUUUUGCAAUAUUCAAAUAAAUUAGGUCAUGACAAUGGCGCAGUUAGGAGAGCGUUUAUGAAAGUGAUAAGUCCAUUUUUAAAUAUUUAUUUUAAAAUUCUGCAUUAAAAUGUUGCUUCAUUGUUCUUUAUUCCUUUGUUUACUUAAUACUUUUGCAUUCUGUGUUGGCUCAAUCGCUAGCCACCUGCUCUGUGACAGCUAAACAAACUUAUAGGUUGCAUAAUGUAACUGCGACAUUCUGCUGAGAACCACAAAUCUCCAUUUUCUGCAACAUAUUCUGUUAUAACGAACAAUGGAUAGCUUGAAUAGAUUCUUCUAAAUGGACAAGAAGGCCUUUAUUUUGAUGUAAGAACAAUAUUGUGCCUUGUGUCGUGAAUAUCAAAAGGUGACGUUUAAAAGCAGACUAAUGUGUAUUUAAUCUCUUGUACGGAUUGCUUGAUAUACCAGUAUUUUGACUUGUUUUGAUUUUUCACAUGACUGUACAAUGUGAGUUUGUGUUUCUUAUGGAAUAUAGGUCUGAAUGACCGUGUGUAUACUGUAUGCUGUAGAGAUUAUUUUUAUUCUAUAUGACCUAUAAAGUGAUUUUUAAUGAAGAUUAUUAGUGUGCAGUUGUAGAAUUAUCUAGUUCUGUAUUUCAGCCAGUCCUGCUAAAUUCCGCCUGCUGCGUUUGUCCAUAUAUACCAUUAUGCAAAUGUUCAUAAGAUGAUUGAAGAGACCCAGCAUGGGUUGUUAACUGCUAUACUAGUAAUGUUGGCAUAUAUACAAUUUUUCCUUGAAAAUAAGAUCGGGUCUUAUAUUAAUUUUUGCCCUGAAAAACGCACUAGGGCACACUCGAGGAUGUCUUAAUUUUCGGGGAAAAGCGGUAGCAAACAUGUGCAAGAAAGAAGGUUAGCGAACUAGCAACUAGGGCUUAUUUUCGGAGUAGGGCUUAUAUCCCAUUGUACAGCACUACGGAAUUUGCUGGCGCUAUAUAAAUAAUAAAAUAAUAUUACGAGCAUCCCCCGAAAACAAGUUAGGGCUUAUAUUUGGGGGAUGUCUUAUUUUGGUGGAAAAACGGUAGUAAUGUUCUGUAGAUAAAGUGUAUUGUUUGCCAUUGUUACAGUGUUACACGGUUUUAUUAUUUAUGCUGGCGUGCAGCUCCUCUGUAUAAACGUAAUUUAUGAUAUUUGGGUAAUCUUGUGUGUUAAUUUCUCCGCUAGACCUGGUUUAGUGAUAUAUGUGACAGCCAAACAUACAGUCCUACCCCCACACUAAGGUCUGAUGUGACAGUCACACAGAUUUGGAGAAAAAAUAUAAGUUAACAAAGUCCUAUAAACAGCCUUAAAACCUGCUGUAUGCCACAAACAGUAUAUAUCUGGCAAUAAAAUAGGUGAUAUGAGAAAUACAAGCAUUCGUUUAUUCUCUUAUUUUAAUUUCUAACACUGAUAUGCGCCACUCCCUCCCUGGCCCUCCGGUCUGACGCAGAGCAUGCUAAAUUUAGAGUUUUGGGCAGACAGACUGACAGAUUUUCCAGAAACAUUUAGAAUGUUUGUUUAGAAGUGAAAGUAUAGCAGGAGGUGAUUUUGUGAAAGUAUUAUUGUUUUAUGAAAUCUACACCUGGGGGUUUGUUACUUUGACGUUUUCUUUCCAGCUGUCUGUUCAUAUUGGUUUUUGGACCAUUGAGUGUUUAGGUUAUCUGCUGACCACAGCAUUUACAUUCCAUGGCUUUCUAAGUACCAGGACAGGAUUGGUGGCAGGAUCCGGCAUCCUGCAGAGGGACCCUGUGUAAUACACGUUCUGGAGCUCCCCAAUCCGGCAGCGGGCCAGACGCGAGACGCUGCGCUCCGUGUGUGCAUCUAUUUGUAUAGAGUUGCGCCGACUCAAAGUGCUGAACCGAUGUGUUCACACGAAAUGAAACUCCUGAAUUUGGCUUUCGGUCGAAUUCGGGAGUUUAGGUGCCCUAUUAUGAUGCAGACCAAUAAGAUUGGUUCCCGGGCUUUAUAAGCCAGGCCCUUUCAGUUACCAGUUGCCCUGUUGCGGUUCUUGUUUACCCAAGAGUGCGCUUAAUAUUAUAUUAGAUUUCUUGUUACCGACUUUGGCUUUGGCUUGCUUAUCGUUUAUGCUGUACUCACCUUGGCUUUCUUCCGGACUACUCUAUACGUUAAAUCCGGCCAUCGUAAGGCCCGGUAAUACAUUAUACCUCUCCUUUAGCAGAUUAGGGUCUGUGUGUUUUGGGUUCUCCUACAUUAGUCGUGAUCCUAGGCUUUGAGUUUUAGUCUCUGUAUAUCCUACAUUAUGUUCAAUGAGGGCUAUUUUACAGUUCCGGUAUGCUGUGUUUUGUUUAUAUUCAUAUUAUUCAUAUGUAGAAUUAAAAAAAUAAUAAUAAUUUGCCCCAUGAGCUCACAUUUUCUUUUCCUCCCUCGAACCCACAGUGUUUAAUUACCGUAAAGUAGUUUCUUUGGUGUCUGGGAGUUGUAGAUAGAUGUAGAAAGCCAACAGCUGAACUACAACUCCCAGAAGCCCUGCUAAAGUUGGCUGAGUCGCUUCCUGGGUUGUGCAGAGCUCACUGACAGUGUGUUUAUUGUUCAUUUCAUUCAGUUUUUAUUUAUGUGCUAGCUAUACAAUACAUCAAAUGGGCGGACUCCAGUCCCCACGACUGACCUAUUUGCUUCUUCCAGAUGGGGGCGCCGUGCUGCCCUGAUUUCAACCCUGGUAACUGCAGUCCCCCUUGGCCUGGCCUUGUCCUUCUCACCUGGAUACCUGAGCUUCGUGGUCCUCAGAGCGGGGUUUAGUGCUGCACUGGCUGGGAUGUUUCUGUCAUUCUACAUAGCAAGUGAGUAUAACAUGCACUCUAUGCACUCACAUACAGAACAAUUACCCUUUACGGUCAGACUAGGACCCUUAAAGAAAAAUAGCAACUCUAACGCCAACAAAUCUCAUUAAACGUUCUGUUAGCAGAAAUUGUACCAUCAGUGUCCCUCCUGUUACAUUCUCUCCUAGUCUGUCUCUCCACCCCCUCCCCAGGCCUUUUCUGGGAUGUUUGCUCUGGGUGUCUCUUUUCAAGGUGACGACGUGUGCUUGUUUGCUGUCGCUUGGCUGGGACAUCGUGACUGAGAGGGGAUGUGCCAGAGUCAGCACACAGGAGAAAUUACACAGAAUAUUGUGAGAGUUUGGUCCUCCCUCUCUGUAUGCCUGUCUGAUGUAACCCUAUCAACCCAGUCUCAAUGCACAUGAUGUGACGGUGUUUAACAUAAGACCACCAAGAUUCCUGUGUCAGUGGAGAACAUUUUAUUUUCUCAUUGUCUAUUCCACUAUUUAUUACUUUUGUGCUAUUUCUGUAAUUUUUUCAAUGGUGUUGCUUCUUGUGUUUCCACAUAUUACUCUUUAUGUACCUUUCUGCACCAAAAAUGAUUUCGUUUUCUGGUGUUGGUGUAAAAAGGAAGGCAGAAUAAGUUUCUGAGCCAGAAAAAGACUCUGAUCACAUUUCAGCUCUCACUAUGUCUCUCAUCUCCCAUUACUCUCAUUUGCAUGUCUCUUUCAUUCAUCUCUCGUCAGUUUCCAGUCCUAGUCUGCCAUAUCUAGUUCUUUACAUGUACCAGCAAGUGACUCAUGUUUAGAAUUAUAGAUAGAACAGAUCUGCACAAUCUGUCAUUGCUUUUCCUGUUACCUUGUCACUGUGUAACCCUUUUACUGUCAGAACAGAUUUUAGUUAAUUCAUUCACUGAACGGGUUAAACCUUGAGUCUCCUCCUAAUUCUGUUUCUGUGCCAGGGUUGGAACUCUGUACUCCAUGUCACCGCCUAAUGGUGACCAUGAUCGGAGGGUUUUUCUGGGCUGCUGGGGAGCUGCUGUUGCCUGGUCUGGCAUUUCUGUGCUCCGACUGGAGGCUCUUACAAGGAGUCGUGACUGGAACCUUAAUGCUCCUGGGACUGUUCUGGUGGUGAGUCCUGGUCCCUAAAUACACCAUGACUGCACACUGUGUUGUUCACACCAUAUCGUGUGCCGAUCACUGCCACACUGUGUAUAGUCUAGCUCGCAUCAAAUAAAUAAGAUUCACACCCCCCCCCCCCCAGUAUCCUGUGAGUCUAUCAGAGCCUCACUCUUCCAAAAACAGGAACAGGCUGCAAACAUCCAUUCCAUGCUCUCUGCCGAGCACUGUUAACCCAUGAUGCUCAUGUUAACGUGUAAAAGGCUCUAACAGCAAUCACAAGUGGAAUUCAGCUUUUCAAAGAAGUUUAUACAAAAUGCAGAUUAAGGCAAUAGCACACACAAAAAGUAAACAAACCAAAAAAAAACUCCAAUCCCUUUUUUUUUUUUCUGUCCAAAGAAGUUUAAGAUUACAUGCAGUCACCUACCUCAUUGUAAGUGGUGGAGGCAUUGAUAUGCAUAUGUACAUCCACCCUUAUGGCCACACACAUUGACCGUGUACACCCAUACACGUCUGCAUUCACACCCUAAUUCUCCAUACAAAUGCACCCCUGCAUACAGACACAUUGACCCACCACACAUGUACACCCUUGCCUUCUCAUAUUUACACCCCUGUAUGCACAAGCCUGUGUAUUCAUAAACAUACGGACACCCCAUCUGGACAAAUUGUGAAUCACACAGUGCUGCCUACGUUUAUUUGUGGUGGCUGUUACCUGGCUAGUUGAUUUCGAUUUUAAACCCUGCCUACAUAUGCGUGAGACAGAAGUUGUUUAAUAUAGCCAGUGAAAUGUUCCUAUAAUCGAAAUGGGAAUAUAAUCACGUCCAAGGAUUUUAAAUAUUGUGUUUACUUUUCACCUUAUUUAAUAAAUCUGUAUUAGUGAGGUUUGAUAGAUAACGUUAAGUGUGGAAAUCCACACCACUUUAUCCUGUAACGCUAUGUGUUUCCAUCUCAGCUCCCUGACAAUCACUCACCAUCAGCAUAGGGAAAGAGGAGAAAUUAAACAAUGGGGAGACUUAUCAAGGCAAAAACUGGUGCUAUUCUGGGACACAGUGCUACAUAAGGUGUAAUCACCAUGGAAACAGAUUGUAUUUCUACAUUCAAACUUUGCACCCAAUUAAAACCCAUUGACAAAUCUCUCCAUAUUUCAGUUUUUCUCCUCAUUUACAUAAAUAUUUAAUUUACAUUUAUAAGAAAACUAUGCACCUCAUGAAGAAAAGGUUAACCCAAACUAUAGGCGAUAUUUAAUGUUUUAUUCAAUGGUGUAACUUCCAGAUCAGUGACUUCCUCUUGAAAGCUGGAACAUAGGGGACUAAUAUAGUUUUUAUUAAUCUCAUUUGUUCAUAUACAGUAUAUAGCAAUGUAUGUUCCAUUAUGGAACACGUUCUUAAGUACCAGAUUGUUAAUGAUACGAGAUGUGAUUGACAUCUACCAAUUUCAGCUGUAUCCCCAUUACUCAAGAAUAAACCCACUCAUUAGUCACUGUUUGAUCCUCUUUAUACACAGUUGCCACUCGCUCUUCCCGGAGUCCCCACGCUGGCUGUUGGCCACUCAGCAGCUGGAGCGGUGCAAGGAAUCACUGUGUGUGUUUGCCAGAGCGAAUGGAGUGGAACUAUCAGAGGAGUUUAGCGGCCCGGGCAGUCUGUUUGCUGGUGAGUGAAUGCUCCAGGUCUCAUUGUAUGUAAGUGCCGUAAAACGGAAAACAAUAGUAACAGAUUUCCCUGUAUAUAACUUGUGUAUUCAAUUUCCUCCUAAUAAAAAGUUUAUAUUAUUUUUUUUAUGAUCAGUUUCUCCCUGUGUUUAAAAUCUCCCCCCACCUGUUUGACAUGCAAUGCAUUUAACCAUUACAGAGAUAGAUGCUUCCUGCGAAGGAUAUCCGCGUCCCCGAUAUUACAGCAUCUGCAGCAUCUUUGGGACCCGUCUUAUCUGGAAGAAUGCUCUGAUCCUUGGCUUCACUACGUAAGUCCCCAGUGUCAGAACUCACCCUGACCAUAUGAUGAUUGUACCACACAGCCAGUUUUAAUGUGAGCAAAGAUGGAUUAUUGAUACAACUGCUCUACCUGUAGAUCGUGUCUGCCUUUUAAGUUACAUCCUGGCACCAAAUAUAAAAGGAGCCACCAUAUUCUGCAUGUUGCCCUUAAACACGCAUGUCCAUAUGGAGAACACAGCGGGGUACAUACCUCCCCAGUAAAUGCAUCCAACAGCAUUCUUUGGGGAGCAGGAUCUGUGCCCAACAAAAAGAUACCGUACUUAGUGUGUGUGAAGCUUAGUUUUGUUGCAUGAUCUGGUCCAUUAACCCUCCUUAACCUGCAUGCUUUGUUUAUUCAGUUCCUGAUCCUGAUCGCUGCUUUGAUUUUAUUUAAGUCCUUAACUAAUAUGGUGCCCAAAUGAGUUGCCUGCAUGUGUGACUUUGUAUGUAGCGGACACUUUAUAUCUGCAAAAAGUGAAAAAGAAAUCUGCAGUUUGUUUUUAGGAUUUUUGCUUAGCAUGACGUGUUGGGUUAGGAAUGUGUCAUGCUAAUCUGGAUGUGACAUGACUCACACCUUUGCUGAAUUCAAGUUAUUUAGAAAUAUUUGUCAGUAAUUAACCCCUAGCUCUGAGUAGGAACCCUUAUUAUUAUAAUGGGUUUCCAAUGUAAAUGGCUUACCUUGUGCACUCGGUUCUCUGAUGAAAUGGACACAUUCCAGCUAAGAGGCGGGAGUCUAAUGAAUGUGUUUAGUUUAGAUCCAUCACAUUUAAACUAUAAGUCUCUGAGAAAGUUUGUCUCAGUUUUUUCAGUUCAAACUCCGUUAUUGUCACAACAUUUUGCCUGACGUUUUCCAUUCAUAUUUAAAUUGUGGGAAUUUGAAGGUCAGUGAAUAAUCUUCAGUGCGUCUCCCUCUUCUCCCCCCCAUAGUGUGUGACUGUGUGUGCUGGCUGUGUGUAGUGCUUAUAGUUGCUCUCUGUUUUGCCCACCCCUUUUGCAGGUAGGGAUGGGGUGGAGGAUGGGAGGUGUGUGAUCCUUUUUUGUCCGUUAAGGGAGUGUGUGGUCUGCUUCUCUUGGUGAUGCAGACCACAGUAAUCACUCCCUUCCUGUUUCAGUGCUCAGCAAGUCAGGGCACUGGAUGGGAAUACCAGCAGCUGUGCUCUCAUUAGUGAGUAGCAGACAGCAAGAGAGCUAUCUGCACCCUUCCCUGGUACUAACUCUCCUCCAAGGCUCCCAAAAAACCUGCCUGUUUGGAAUUACAAAUCCUGGGCAUUGGGCAAUAUUCCCCACACCUGUUUACAUUAUGAUGCUUGUCAACCUUUGCUCAUGAGCUGCUCCAUUCUCAUUUAAAUUUAUAUUAAAGAUUUAGCAAACCUCACAAUCCAGUCACAGCCAGGGCAUACAUUGCAAACUAAGAGGAGAAGCAGAAUACUGUGGAUUAGGUAUGAAAAGUGUUUUAAAGUACUAAAAGUGCCGGCAUUGCGUUGGUACCUUCGCCCCUUUUCCUGGUUUGCACCAUUUUUUUAGCACAGAGCAUAACACACUUGUUGCAUUUCUACGCCGAUAGCCAGGUGCACCAGACAGGAAACCAUGAAUAGAGGAUAAAGGGAUAAAGAGGGCGGAAGGAUCCUAGGUCUUCUUUCACCCCGUCUCUAACACAUAUUUGUUACAAAAAUGGAAUUAAGAAGGCGACUCUUUUUCUUUUUAAUAUAUGUAAUAAUUAGAAUAAACCCAGCUCUGGUCGAAGUUCCCUGGGACCUGAUUAGGCUAUAACUAAUUAUGAGUCUCAACCCAGGGAUUAAAACCUACUGCUCUACGCUGUACACAUUGUGUUCUAUUUCUGUAGCUAUUUAUAUCCAGUUAUAGCAAGUCAUUUAUACCUGUCCACGUGGACUCUGUGCCGUUAAUGUGUGAUAAGCUUUUCAUAACCACCAGUUUACUAAUGAAAGGUUAGCCUGAUAUUUUUAAAAUGUAUUUAUUUUUAAAAAAGACAAAACACUUAUUGCAAUUCUCAGAAAAAAAAUAUCAAAACACAAAAAAAAACAGAAAAAAUAUGAAAAUAUGUACAUUUUAUUAUUGAGUAUUUAAGGUAUUUUACACCGUAUUGAAUAUGUAUGAAAAUCUGUUUCAAAGAAAACACAUACUGUAAAUGUUUAAGCUGAUUAACACAAUGUAUCCUGUAGCUCCAGACUGGAAACGUUCCAAGUGUUCAAAGUGUUUGGCAAAAGGGAUUCAGAGAGUUUGGAAAUCCCACAAAAUCUCCAGAAAACAAACCAGUAACAUUUUUAGAUAUAUAAACCUGGCAGUAACUUCAAACUGAGUUCUUGAAGCUAGCUCACUAGAGGAUUUCUGCCUGUGCUAUCACUAGUGAAACUGCAAUGAACGUUAAACCAGAGCCAGAAAUUGACAAAAAGUGCAGAUUUAGAAACAUUCUCCAACUCUGCGAUGGCCACGGCUUGGUUAUUUUUCAUUCAUUGUUUUUUUUUUGUGUGAAUAACACUGGUUUCCCAUGAAAACAAUGUCUCCUCGUGUUAACAUGUGAGUUACGCGGGAUCCUAGAAUACAGUCCUGCUAUAACAGAUGACUGACUGGCCUGCAUAGAAGUUGGGAUAUCUAUAGUAUGUACUGAGGAAUGGCACGAGAAACUUGUAUUAAUUUGGUGACACUGCAAAGUGUAUUAUAGGAACACUGAGCAGCAUGGCGUAUUCAUGCUGUUUAGAUCUCCCUUAAAAAUACAAAAAUGAGGGAGCAGCUUGGUGCAGAUUAACAAUACCCCCUUAAAUUCACCACCCCCUUUCACAAAAUGUCUUCCUAACUGGAAGUGUACAGCUCAGCCAGUCAGAGAUCAGUGUAAGUUAAAAUGCUGAAAUGCCUCCACCCCAUUGCCAGCCACUGACCUCUUCUUGUUGUGAAGUCAACUUUCAGAGGACAUUGAUGGGCUGUGAGGUGGAGUCAUGUUAGCACUGAUCUAUCAUUGAAUGAACUGUGUAUGUAUUUCCAAUUAGGGAAACAUCCUAUGAAAAGGGAAGGCAUGUCGAAGAUAAAAAUAUUUAUUUAAAGGGACACUCCACGGCCUAAAUACAAUAAAAGGAAGAGCCCCCCCCCCCAAUAAGUUAGUAUAUAUAUUCCCCCAAUGAAAACAUGCAUGCAUGUAUGUAAUUAUGGUGGUAUAUCUAGAAACCGCUUGUAAAAUCUGCAGAUCUCAUGUCUGCAGCCUUUGCAAGCCCUCCCCUUCUAACCCCGCCCAGACUUUCUGUGACUGUCCAAUCACAGACUUCCCAAUGCAGCUCAGUGAGAAGUCUUUGCAAGGCAGGUGCUCUAAGCAAUUGCUGCCUCUUGAGUUUAGCUCCACUGAACAAAUUAAGUAACAGGACUGCUUGUCUGACAGCCAGGGGGUGUAACAAGGUUAAUUUAUAAAAUGUGUUUUGGCUGAAAGGAUGACUUAAUAAUGGCUCCUUUGAACCCCAAAACAUUGCCUUUUCUUUGUGUGGAAUAAACCCCCAGUUGGUGCUGGGUCCUGUUGUUACAUAAAAAAAAAAAAAAAAAAUCUUAUUUAGUCCAAUAUGCAGAUUUUCCCCUCAAACUACUAAAAUCAUCCUAUUUAAAAAAUAAUGCUGACUGAUUUAAAACUCAGUUGUGUCCUCUCAUUCUUUGCUUUAUCCCCAGGUUUAUCGGUUGUGGAAUCAGACCUUGCUUUGUGAGGAACCUGCAGACACUUGGUCCCUAUAUUCCUUAUUUCCUACAAGCUGGAAGUGAGAUUCUCGCCUGCAUCCUGCUCUGCAUCACCGUGAACCUCUGGGGCCGUCGCUCAGUUCUUUUUCUCUGCACCAUCUUGACGGGAUUCUGCUCUCUCCUGCUCCUUGCUCUGACCCAGUGUAUGACUAGCAUAGUCUCUCAUGUUAUGUUCUCAAUCACUUCUCUUCUUCCGGUCUUUUUCACAUCCCCCUCUGUCUCUCUUCUCUGUCUCAGAUCUCUUCAUUGGAGCGACAGUGGCCAUAUCUGUGCUCGGGUUUCUCUGUGCCCAUGCGGUGGUAAUGCUGAGCAUCUUUUAUGCAAGUGAAGUUCUUCCAACAGUUCUCCGGUGAGUAAGGCCAACAUCCUUCUUCCCAAUGUCAUUCCUUACCACUUUCUGUCUCCCGUAGUAUUUAAGUAGCUCACUCACAUGGUCACCUUUUGUUGUCUUCUUUCAGGGGCUCCGGCCUGGGUUUUAUAAUAGGACUCAGUAUGGUGGGUCGGGCUGCAUAUCCCAUCAUGGAGCUCCAGCAGAAAGCCGGCUUCUUCUUGCACCACGUUGUCCUCUCCUCGUUCUGUAUUAUCUCUGUACUCAGCAUCCUCCUAUUACCCGAGACCAAGAGGAAGAGUCUGCCUGAAACUCUACGGCAAGGAGACAGCCUUCGACGACCACCACUUAUCAUACACCCAAAACAAGACUCAGUGCCCCUUCUUCGUCAUAGCAACAAGGCCCGCACUGACUACAACCCUGAUAGCUAUGCCCGUCUAGCAAGUUCAACCAAGAAAAUGAUCACAAGGGACAGAGUGGCCACCAAAAAAGGAAAGGAAAACCAAGCUUUGACCAAAGACUAAAGAGCGUGGCUCAGAAACAAUGCACAGGCUUCUUGAACAUGGCCAAACAUGUGCACCCAGAGGAUUAGUUGCUCUUGAAGCUGAACAUUGAACCUGAGUUGUGUGCAAUAUCCUGCUUUGAUAGGCCUUGGGCAGUACGGUACUUUUAAGGAGCACAAGAAUUUUAUUGUACUUAUAAAUGGAUUUGUUAAAAAAAAAAAAAGCUUUAUUCCUCAGGAUAUAUUCCCAAUCAUGCAGUAUUUAACAAUGCACUGCCACUUUUUUACUAGUACCUAUUCCAUAACCAUUCUUUACAUUUACCAUCUCGCACCACCUUACAGUGCAUUUUCAGUCCUAAACUCAACAUUCCUGCCACUAGGUGAUGCUAUUGGCAGCACGUGAUCUGAUUGCCAAAUACUGCAUCCCAAAUACUCAAUACGUAUUUCUUUAUAAUGUUGCCUUACACCAACUUGGACCCAUUGCCCUCAACAUUGGGGAGAAAUGGAGAAGUUGGAUUUCUCUCCAGGGAAAAGUCUAGUGUUGCAUAGAUCUGUCUAAUGUAGCAAUAAAUCUACUGCAUUUGUUUUAAGAGAUAUGAGUUAUUUUACAGCUGAUGGAGUCACACUGUGGUCCCUACUAGUAAGUGUUGCUUUAAAUCAUAUAAGGUUGUUUGUCAGGCUGUAAACAAAGUAUUUCUAAAUAGAUAGUGCUGAAUCCACAACCUACAGCAACAUCCUUUCUAAGUCACUGUUGUGUUAAGGGGGGUCCCUACUGUCAUAAAAAUGACAUGCAUAGCAAUUAGGUCAUAAAGUCCAGUUAUCAAUUGAUGUCACCCGUUCUGUAAACAAAUCACCUUUCAUGCGAUGUCCCUUGGCAUUCCACCUCUCAUACAGUCUCUGGUUUAAGUCUAAACACACGUGAGAUGGAGGUCCCAAGUCCUUGCAGAGGUUUCUUUUGGGAAUGGUUUGACAAUCACUGGUGUCCAUACAUAUCUGCCAGCCGGUUGAAUCGUGGGCCCCAAUCCUGCAGGUAGUCGUACUCCUGGUCACUGUCCUCUUCACUAGACAAAAUGGAGCUAAGCGUUCCGGCCACUGAUCCCUCGCCUUCAUAAUCAUAAAUCAGUGCUGUGUCAUAAGGUGGGACACUGGGGUCAGAAUCUGCUGCCUGUAGCCCCUGCAUGUAAAUAACAGCAAGUUUAGUAUCUUUAACCUAGAAAUGAACCGGAGGUGUAGGUCGAGAGUAAACCGAGAAAUACUCACAUCAUGGAUGAAGUCUGCGAUGUCAGAUGGACGUUCAGAGGGUCUGCGGGGGUAGCGUGGCAGUGUCGGGUUGUAGGGGGUGUCUCUGCGGAUAGGGGGCUUCAGACGUGGAGAUGGUGGCACUGGCAUUGUUGGGUUCCUAAGCCUGUUCAUGUCAUAAGCAUCCUUUAUAAUAUAGGGGACAAAAUAAAGGCAUAGUGACAAAUUCAAAUAUUCCCCCUGCCCAUUUCUAAAACUGUUUUAUAUAACAGUCGUCUAAGCACAAACAUGAUGGUGAUAUUAUUUUAGGUGCCUUCUGAUAAACCUAAUUUAACCCUUUCACUGCCAAAUAUAUUUACUACAAAACACUAGCACAUUAUUUAGAGCCAACAUAAAACUGCUAUUUCAAUUACAAAAAAGUAUUAUUUUUUCCCUCUGUUUAUACUUUACAAACAUUUUUGGGCAAUAUAAUUGUGUUACAAUCUGUCAGGCUGCAUUAGAAAUCUAAACCUAAAAUGAAAAACAUUUUCGCCAUAUACAUAAUGUACAAAAAACUACGCGCAAUUUUUUUUCCCAACGUAUAGUAAGUACAGUUACACAGAGCAUCCAUUAUAUACAGAGCACUGCAGCACAUGGUCAGGGUUAGUCAGUAAAUCCUAAUGGGAAAAUUGAGGCUAAUAUUAACCAAUUUGGGAUUAUAUUUAUGUUUUUCCAUAUAGGGUACUGUAGCUUGAAUUUUUACAUUUGGAUGUAACUUGCUAACAUUCAGUCUUCAAAAAAUGCCAACAUAUUGGUAGGAGUGAAUUGCAACUAAAGUGGAAUGAACCCAGGUAGUACCACUUCCCAGAAUUAUUUUUUUUAAAUGGAGUGUCCUGCAAGUCCACAGGAGCCAGACCAUGUCUUGUGAUGACUGCUGGGUUUGGACAAAAGUUAGUGGUGAACCCCAGGCUUUACCAUAAUACAAAGUAGUCUGUGUAUACUUUGUCUUAUGUCAUCUUUUGAUUUUGUUCGAAUUUUAAUGAAAUUCCAAAAUAGUCGGCAUCAUUCAUUUAUAAAGAUUAUACCUAUAUGAAAUACUGCAAAGCUGCUUUAAAAAAAGCUCUCCUUUUAGCUUAAUAUUUUAAUUAUAUAUAGUGAUUUUAGUUUUUCCUAAUUUUUCUCCCUAUCAGACUCUGAAGUGUAGUGAAUGUUAAUCCCAUAGUUAUGUUCGGUGUUGAAUUUACCGAAUAACUUGAUGAGAAUGGAGAAGGUGCUGUAUGACAGUAUUCUGAUAUGGAAUGUCCAAGACAAAUAGUAUUAGCCAGGUUCUGUAGCUCUACUGAUGGUAAAUAUGUACAACAUUAGAUUAUGCUUAGAAAUCACAUCUGAUACAAAUAUGCAUUGCUAUUCGAUUAUUUCCUGUGUGUGGCUACUACUCCAGCAUUUAAACUCUGGUAAAAUAAAAUACCUGAUCCUCUUCUCCUCCUCCCUGCUCGUUGUAGUUAAAUAUAUUGUCCCGUACAUCAUCCUCUGAGUCGGACAGCAAACCUUUUUCUCCACGACCACUCGAGGCGCAACGGAAUAGGAGCAGGAGCAGCGCCAAAACUGUGGAUGGGAAUGAUAUUUUAAUGUAGAAACAGAUCUACACUGGGUGCAUGAUGUCUUUAACAUGAAGAGUCAGUACUUUACAAUGAGAGCAGGCCUGUCCCAUCAAUAUGGCAUGAGAACAGCAGUGUGUACUAACUAUCCGGUAGGUACCCAUAGCUAUACCUGGAGGAGGUUCUGGGACACAUUUAGACUGGUCAUUCUAAUUCUGGGUGUCAAACCUUCUCCAAUAGGCCUCCACCACUCACCCACUACCUUUUAUAUGUAUGUCAAUUUUGCCCGGUUCAUUAUUCUACCUUUUUCUAAAACCGACAAUGAUUUUAUGUCUUAAGACCUUGUUCAUUAUGCCCCAUAACUCCCACAAAAACCAUGAUCAAGAAAUAAAUAAUAACUAAAAUAAAUUAUUAAAAUGUAAAUUCUAAUGCUACAUUCUGCUGUUAAAUGUAAAAUCUUAUUGUGGUGAUGGGUCUGCUUUAACCACAGGAAGAGGUUAUUUACCAUUUAUGAUCGUGUUUGUUACUCUGUCCACAAACCAGUAAAAGAAACGGAUUACAAUGAUUAUUUUCCUAUAAUAGAGGGUUACGCUUUUAGACACUACAAGUUCUGAGAAAAGUGCAGAUUGUUUUACAAAAAUGUCUCCUAGAUAACCAUGUGUCUGUUUCCAAAGAGAACACUUGUUACUACUUUUUAAAUUAUAAAAAUGGCUUAUUUUAUUUAAACAAGUUUUGUCUCCUGUUAUUCAUUUACUUUACUCGGCUGGAAUCGGGUUACUAAUGGAGGAAACAUUUAGAAGAACAGAAAACAGUAAAACAAGCUGGACCAGAUUUCACUAUUAGAGUCUAUGUUCACAUAGCACAUUUCUAC